Hydractinia symbiolongicarpus is the source of this 930-nucleotide messenger RNA. Its product is annotated as putative gastrointestinal growth factor xP4. The transcript has 7 exons. The record is from RefSeq and is a predicted model, not a curated record. NCBI's taxonomy places the organism in Eukaryota, Metazoa, Cnidaria, Hydrozoa, Anthoathecata, Hydractiniidae. Bases 72 to 782 code for a protein of 236 amino acids.
GCGUAUAAAGAAGGCUUUGACAUGAAUUGGACUAAUACGAUUCGCGCACCGACGAAAUAAGAGCCGGAAUCAUGAGGAAAUAUCAGAUUUACGUGAUUUGUUUUGUUGUUUUGGCUUUUGCCGCUGCCACAGCUACAAGAGUUUGCAGCAACAGAAAUAUCUUGUGCUCUGUGGUUAGAUCAACUAGUUGUUCAAAGAAAAUCGUUUCCAGUCAUUGCCCAAGGCUUUGCAACACAUGUGGAGCAAAAUGUCGAAACAUAAAGGCGUCAAUGCGCGUUGAUUGUGGCUACCAUGGAAUUAGUCCGUUGGAUUGCUUGAGAAAGGGAUGUUGUUAUGGCGAAUUAAAGGUGGCUGGCCCGUGGUGUUAUCAUCGAAAAGCAAACUGUCCCAUGAUUGAAGCAAACAAACGUGAAGAUUGUGGUUACCCUGGGAUAAGCAAAUCAGAUUGCGUCAAAAAAGGAUGCUGUUACAACGCAAUCAAGGAAAAGGGACCGUGGUGUUAUUACAGGCAAGAAAAAUGCCGGAAAAUAGCAGCAACAAGACGUCAUGAUUGUGGUUAUCCAGGCAUAACGAAGCGGGCAUGCGAGAAGAAAGGCUGCUGUUAUAGUGAAUUGCUAAACCAAAGUGGACCGUGGUGCUACCACCGCCUAGAAAAAUGUCUGCGCAAAGCAACAGAACGUGACGACUGCGGCUAUCCUGGUAUAACAGAAUUCGAAUGCAUGAAAAGAGGUUGCUGCUAUAAUUCAUUGCCCGGUCGUGGGCCAUGGUGUUAUUACCGAUGAGAUACGAGGACCUUCGGAAGAUUAUAUGCGAACUUUAGUGUACUCAUUGUUGUAAAAAUAUGUUGUCAAAUAAAUACCUCUAAUAUAUGAACUUUUCCUUCCCAAUAAGAUCCAGUAGGAGAUGAAUGAUUUGACUGCCAAUUUUCUU